Messenger RNA from Gasterosteus aculeatus aculeatus (three-spined stickleback), 3525 nucleotides. It is a transcript of the gene prkar1ab, whose product is annotated as protein kinase, cAMP-dependent, regulatory, type I, alpha (tissue specific extinguisher 1) b. Lineage: Eukaryota; Metazoa; Chordata; Actinopteri; Perciformes; Gasterosteidae. Gene Ontology annotation, biological process: negative regulation of cAMP-dependent protein kinase activity. Gene Ontology annotation, cellular component: cAMP-dependent protein kinase complex; cytosol. Gene Ontology annotation, molecular function: cAMP binding; cAMP-dependent protein kinase inhibitor activity; protein kinase A catalytic subunit binding. The record is from RefSeq and is a predicted model, not a curated record.
UCAGAACGGGGAGGAUUGACGUCACAGACGGCCGCUGAUUGGUCCUCAGCCGCAUCCGGUGGGGCAGCGGUCCAGGGCUCGGGAAGAACGAUCGAAGCGAGGAGGAUCCCGUAACGGUUCGCUUUGACAAAUACCACCCGUCCCGAGUCGCUAUCGAAGGGCUCGGCAGGAAUUUACACUUUCUUUAAAAAGGUUAAAGGUCACAGAGCAGGCUUGUGGUCGUCGUCAUGGCAUCUGGAAGUACGAGCAGCGAGGAGGAGCGGAGCCUGAGGGAGUGCGAGCAGUACGUGCAGAAACACAACAUCCAACAGCUGCUGAAGGACUGCAUCGUCCAGCUGUGCACCUCCAGGCCGGACCGGCCCAUGGCCUUCCUCCGGGAGUACUUCGAGAGGCUGGAGAAGGAGGAGGCCAAGCAGAUCCAGAACCAGCAGAAGGCCGGCAGCUCCCGCUCAGACUCGCGUGACGAGGAGGUGUCUCCGCCCAUGAACCCGGUGGUGAAGGGUCGCCGGCGGAGAGGAGCCUUCAGCGCGGAGGUCUACACAGAGGAGGAUGCCGCCUCGUACGUCCGAAAGGUCAUUCCAAAAGACUACAAGACGAUGGCGGCCUUGGCCAAGGCCAUUGAGAAGAACGUGCUCUUCUCGCACCUCGACGACAAUGAGAGGAGUGACAUAUUCGAUGCGAUGUUCCCCGUCACCUACAUCGCCGGGGAGACGGUGAUUUUGCAGGGUGACGAAGGAGACAACUUCUAUGUCAUCGACCAGGGGGAGAUGGACGUGUAUGUGAACAACGACUGGGUGACCAGCAUCGGGGAGGGGGGCAGCUUCGGAGAGCUGGCCCUGAUAUACGGCACCCCGAGGGCGGCCACAGUUCGGGCCAAGACCAACGUGAAGCUGUGGGGCAUCGACAGAGACAGCUACAGGAGAAUACUCAUGGGAAGCACUUUGAGAAAGAGGAAGAUGUACGAGGAAUUCCUCCGGAAAGUUUCCAUCUUAGAGUCUCUCGACAAAUGGGAGCGUCUGACAGUCGCUGACGCCUUGGAGCCCGUCCAGUUUGAGGACGGACAGAAGAUUGUUGUCCAGGGAGAACCAGGAGACGAAUUCUUCAUCAUCUUGGAGGGUUCUGCAGCGGUGUUGCAGCGUCGCUCAGAGAACGAGGAGUUUGUCGAGGUGGGGAGAUUAGGACCCUCUGACUACUUUGGUGAGAUCGCCCUGCUGAUGAACCGCCCCCGCGCCGCCACCGUGGUCGCCCGCGGCCCCCUGAAGUGCGUCAAGCUGGACCGGCCUCGCUUCGAGCGCGUCCUGGGACCCUGUUCAGACAUUCUCAAGCGCAACAUCCAACAGUACAACAGCUUCGUCUCGCUGUCCGUCUGAAGGGUCCCCCCCCCCCCCUCUCUGUUACUCUCUCUCCCCCCUGAACCCCCCCGUCCCUCCUCUUAGACCUGGGGUCCACCAAUGCAAUUUGCUUUCUUUCAUCACUUUCGUUCCGUUGCGCCCCCCCCCCUCCCCACCUCCCUCUUCUUGUUGUGUUGUUUUAACACGCACAGAUGAUUUAGUUGUCACGGCGACGCCGCUCACCAGCGCUCGUACCAGCUGCUGUCCGCUUCCUCGUCGGCACGGUUCCAUCACGCGUUACCUGCGUUCCAUUUGUGUUUGCUAGUCACGCUUUCUUUUUAGACUUAAAAGGCCGAGCGGGAUUGUUGGGAGAUCUGAAAAGACAUUUAAGUUCUCCGACUGACGAGACGGGACAAUCAAACUUCACGUGGCGCUUUUUGGUGAAUUUGUUGCAGAGGUCCGUGUUGAGGGUUGAAGGAAGCGGAGAGAAUGUGAUCGCAGCCAUUUUUUAGCAGAGGUUUUUUUUAAGGUUUUAGCCCCACGGCGGUUGUGCUCCUCUGGUGGUUUUCUUUGAUUGGCACGACGAGACGCUGACGAGUCUGUUCCGCCGAGCUGGAGGGAGCUCGUACAACUUUUAGGUCUCUAUUUUAUUGUGCAGCUACCAGGCUCGUGCCAAACGUUCACUAUUGUCACAGCGCAAAGAUGCACAGUCCCGCGAAUGCGAUUCGGAGCUCCAAACAGGAAGUAGUUAUUCCCCUUAGUGUCCUCUUAGUCUGUAGAACGGCCAGACAGGAACUGCCUUGACUACUCUGAGGGGAAGAAAUAAGGGAAAACGAAAGAAGGAAAAAAAACAAACAAGAGUAUUAAGUGUGUUCCAGUAUUCCAUUUUUAUUUUUAGUACACACCAAAUAAUGUGGUCACUCUUCUGCUAUGUUUUAGUCUAGUAAAACAAUCCUAGCUAUAUUAUUAUCAACGACUAAAUGAUGAGCUUAUGGUUUGGAGUGAUGGUGAGCUUACAAAAAUAUGUUUAACUGUCUUUUGUAAACACUUAUUUUUCCAUAAAUUCUAUUUUAGGUGUCCAGUGCCACAAAGUAAAUAAAUGCUCCUUCUUGUCAACCGACAAAAACCGUAUGUAAUCGUAUGUGUAAAACGUUAUGGGUUAAAACUUUUUAAAAAUAGAUGAAAUGGGUAAUUCCAGGUUUAUUGAAGUGAAGUCUUGAGAAGAAAAAAAAAAAUGAAAAAACAAGAAGGUUUAUGAAUUUCAGGACACCUGAAGUAUUUCUGUAUUAAGCAUCACAGGGAGCCGGUGGGCAGAGUGAGCAGAUAUUUAUUUAAAUCUAGUGUCAUUGCUUAUUGCCUGUUGAAAAGGUGGCUGUCUUUUCAUCAGAGUAGCUUGUGAUCUGUUCUCUACGCUUACUCGGCGCGAUGUUUUAGGCCUCCAGUGAUCCGGUGUGAAUGGAAGCGUGUAUUUAGAAAGAAAAAAACGUGCAGAAGCAGGAACUUUGUCAAAUAUUUGGUUUGUUUCUCCUUCGCUUAACUGCUUCAUGACUCUGUAGAUGGAAUACAAUGUUUAAAUCUCUUCUUUUUGUGUGUGUGUUUUUUUUUUUGUUCUUUUUGUUUUAAAGAUCUUUACCAAAACACACAAUGUUGACUUCUGGAUUAUAGGCUUAACUCUUCAUUCCUGCCUCACUCGUCUGUUACCCAGAAAUGACAUCGGCAUCGAGAUGUUUGUGUGUUUGUACGUCCAAUAAGCUUGAAAGGCAGCCAGGUUGGCGAGAACACGCGAGUACUUUGUUGGUUUCUUUAUGUUCAUCUGAUCCGUGUCCCGACCCGCAGGAAAUGACUCCGUUGGGGGUUUUGACCCACAUUCUAUUGAAUUCUUUUGUGUGUGUGUGUGUGUGUGUAAAUAGCGGCAUCAUCGGGUUUCCUUUCAGAUGUUUAGGCACACUGCAGUUGUCCCGGUUUGCCUUAGCUUACCUAACCUGGGCUCACGGUAGUCGUCCGUCACUCCCGCUAGCCGACCUUCAGUGAGCUCGUCGGGUCUGCAGCGCCGAGAGCUGCAGGCCAUCAGAGGACCAUUCUUUUUCUAUUCUACCCUGUGUUCAGUUCCACCUCCUGUAUGUGCAAAGAUGUUUAUCCUUUUGGUAUAGAUUGUUCCGGAUGGCAGUUUAAGCAAUAAAAAAGUAAAAAUGAA